Molecule: messenger RNA, 1311 nt
Organism: Lactuca saligna
Lineage: Eukaryota; Viridiplantae; Streptophyta; Magnoliopsida; Asterales; Asteraceae
Source: the annotation of a GenBank genome assembly
AUGGGGAUAUUUUGGUCUUUUUACUUUUGUCGCUCAUUUGGUGGUACACUUAUCAUAAUCUACAGUCCAUACAUACUUCAUGUCUCAACCAAAGCUGUUAUUCAACAAUUAGAUGAUGAUCCUUCUCCUGAACUCAUUAGGAUUUGGCCUAAGAAGAAGGAAGUUGGUUCUUGUUGCAAGAAAUUGGACAUGAAUGUCCUACCUGAACAGUCAUAUGUUCAGAAGCAGGUAGAAGAUGGGUUGUAUGAUUAUUCCAUGUCCCUAGUUCCUUUUGAGCAUUCUCAAGUAACUGAAUGUUGUAUGGCAUACAUAGAACAUGAGGUUAAUGAUUUGUAUGUCCCUAUAGAAAAAGAAGUUGAUGCUAUGGAUGAUGUUAGAGUUGAUUUUAGUUGCCUUGAUCAAAGAGAGAAUCUAUAUGAUUUUAAUUCUUUAAGUGAUAAUGGAUAUAAAAAUAUGGGUGAGUAUGAAGAAGAGGUUGCAGAAGAUGAAGAAGACGGUCAACAAGAAGAGGAAGAAGAUGAAAAACAAGAGGAUGGAACAAAAGAAGAAACAUAUGAGGAUGAUGGUGACUACAUUGUACACCCCAAAGUACUUUUCGAUGAUUUGGGAUGUAGAUAUAAGAUUUAUAGGUUUACUAAAGAGGAGCCUCGGUUGGUGAAAAUAGUCAUUGAUGAGCAUUUAUGCUUACAAGCAAGAAAAAUGAAGGCAUAUACAUCCAGAUUCUUAGCCACCAUAAUUAUCCAUAAGGUGAAUUCCAACCCUAGAAUCCUAAUUUCAGCCCUUCACGAGGAACUUCAUAUGGAAUUGGAAUUAAGCUUGUCUAAAAUGAAGGUGUUCAGAGCUAAAUCCAUUGCAAAGGAUCAGUUAUAUGGUGACUUUGAAAAGCAAUACAAUUUUUUUAAAGAUUAUUGUUUGGAGUUACAUACCGACAACCGAGGAACAACAGUGAAGUUAGAAGUGUGUCGUAAACCAAAUCCUCAAGUUCAAACUCAAAUAUUCAAUAGAUUAUAUAUUUGUCUUAGAGCACUUAAUUUGGGGUUCAAAGUUGGACAAAGGGAAUUACUAGGACUAAAUGGGCGACUUUUGAAAGGAGCAUUUCCAGGGAAAAUGCUAAUAGUUGUGGGUCUUGAUUCCAACAAUGGAAUCUACCUAAUAGCUUAUGUUGUUGUAGAAGUUGAGUCACAAGAUUCAUGGACUUGGUUCUUGAAGUGCCUUAGUGAUGAUUUGGAGUUGGAUGCAUCAUGUAACUUCACUUUUUAUUUAACAGACAAAAGGUUGGAAGGCCUAAGAAAAAGAGGAGGAGGGCUAUAG